AUGGAGGGCAUGGUGAUGGCUGGCGGCGUGCAGAAGUUCAAGUGGAGCGACACGCCAUCCGACUCUGGCUCUGAGCACCCACUGUCUGCUGGCCUGACCGCCGCCGACGUACACCACAGCGCGUUGACUACCCUGGGCCAGGCCGCCGCAGCUUCCGCCGCGGCCGAGAAGGGGCCCUUGGGGCGGACUGCUGGCAAGCGCGGCGCCGUCGUGGGCCGCAUCGGCAGCUUGUUGCUCUUCGUCGAGGCAGAAGCCAAGAGCGUCUACGAGCCCGUCAGGGUGUGGGUCGUCGAGGCUUCUGCGAAGGUUCGCGACGCCAUCGAAGCGCGUGCCGGGCCCGUGGUGCACAAGCUGCAGGCAGCGGGCCAGCCCGUGGUGGUGUACAUGACGCCCGUCUGCGCGAGCGUCUCCGAAGGCGUCCUCAGCGUCCGCACCGCGGUGGGGACGAGGGCGGUUGCCGUGAAGUCCCGGGCCCUGCAGCUGAAGGGCGACUGCGCCGCACGGGCCCUCGCCGUCUACGGUGCGGCCUGCGAGUUCGCCAGCGUCAGGCACAGAGCGGCGUGUGGGCUCGUGGAGGCCGUGGUGGCGCCCGUGAGGUCCAGGGGCCUGGAGCUCUACAAGGCGGGCGCGGCGAGGGAAACGCCUUACUGCAUCAAAGCGAGGGACGCUACGCUCUUGCUUGCCCAGAAGACCAGGGACGGGGCCCACUACGCGGAGACCAGGGUCGGCGAUAUCGUCCUCAGGAUAAGGGUGGGCGCAGGGGACACGGCCGCGCUGGGGAAGAGGGUGGUGCUGACCAGGUGCGCGGCUGUCUCGGACUUGGUCCGCGGUUACUCUGGGCCUUUGGCAGCCAGGCUGUCGACUAUGCACGAGGCUGUCAUGACCCACGUCUCCAGCCACCUGUCGCCAAUCGUCGCCAAGGCCCUGGAGCAAAAAACCCUCCUCUACACCAAGGCUUGCGACAUCGCCGUGGUGGUGAAGGUAAAAUCGUUCGCCGUCAAGGACAUCGCCAUGCAGUGCAAGGAUAAAGCCAUGCAGCGUCCGCGCGCUAUCCUCGUGCAGAUCAAGGGAGGUUAUGUCUACAUGAAGACCGUAUUUGACGGGAGGGUCCUCGUCAUCAAAGCGAAGCUCUGUGACGUCCUGACGAGCUUGAGCUCGACCGUCCUCCAGGUCAAGGAGCAUGCCAAGCUCAAGGCGGCAGACGCGUUCGGCACAGCCCACGUGAAGUACCUCGCGCUGCGGGCGGGGACCAAGCGCGUCGCCGUCGACCCCAGCACGCGGGUCACUGCCGUGUCCGCCGUGGGUGGCGCCACGGUCAUGGGCGCAGGCGGUGGUGCCGCCGGGCUGGUUGCUGGAGGCACGCUCGGUGCCGCCUGCGGCGUGCCGUUCUCGUUGUUCACGUUCGGCCUCAGCAUCCCAGUGGGCGCUGCUUUCGGCAGCGCUGCGGGCCUGUGUGCUGGCGCCAUUACUGGGGGCACGGCAGGUCUGGUCGGAGGAGGGGCGGCCGGGUACAAGAUUCACCAGAAGAAGGACAGCAUCGCCGAGGGCUUCAGCGCUGCGGCGGGCACGAUCAGCGACGUCAGGGGCAUGGCGGCGGACAAGGCGAGCGUGUACAAGAUGAAGGUGGUUGAUUCCACUGCGGCGUCUGCGUCUCUCGUCCGGAGCGCGUUCGUUGGCGGCACUGUUGGCGCCGACGAGGGCAAGUGA
This is a messenger RNA of Prorocentrum cordatum, 1707 nucleotides long. NCBI's taxonomy places the organism in Eukaryota, Dinophyceae, Prorocentrales, Prorocentraceae. The record is from the annotation of a GenBank genome assembly.